Lycium barbarum (goji berry) is the source of this 1789-nucleotide messenger RNA. RefSeq names its product protein PHOSPHATE STARVATION RESPONSE 1-like. The record is from RefSeq and is a predicted model, not a curated record. Gene Ontology annotation, molecular function: DNA binding; DNA-binding transcription factor activity. The coding region runs from base 260 to 1555 and encodes 431 amino acids. Lineage: Eukaryota; Viridiplantae; Streptophyta; Magnoliopsida; Solanales; Solanaceae. The transcript is spliced from 8 exons.
AAUAAAUAAAACACACAUAGCCACCUAUAUUUAGAGAUCCCUUCUUUUCUUUACUUUCUCUGUUCAUCUGCCAGCUUUGGAUUUGCCAGUUUGGUACUUAGAUUCUUGAGUUCAGCUUCUUUAAGAUGCACUGGAUGUAGAAGGUUGAGACCAUCAUUUUCAAAAAAGACUUAUGAUUGGGCAGCAGAAAGGAAUUUUUGGAACUGUGGUAUUGAUAUAAAGUUGGUUUCUGUAGUUCAAUUUAUGGACAAAAAUUAACAUGCGGCCUGCAUUAUAUAUACCAAGAUCUAGUGAAGUACAACAUAGUAGCAUGGCUGUCUCUGGUGCGACGCCUAUGUCUUUACCCAGUUUGCCGAAAUUGGAGGAUAAAUUUCCCAGAUUGCCAGAUUCUCUUCAUGUUAUCUCGGAGAAGGAGCUAAAUACAAACCUAAUUUCUCCACGGGCAAUUUCAUUGAUGUCUAAGAGUGGAACAGUAGGGCAUCUACUGUCGUCUACUUCUGGACCCCACAAAAAUUUUCACUUCUCACCUACCUCUCCUCACGAAACUCGAAUGCGUCAUUAUCCAUUUAUCUCAAGUGGGGGUUCUAUGGCAGCCAGCCAAGCUUCAAAUUCAAGUGUACAUUCCACCUCAUUAGAUAAUUAUCCCUCGGGGAACAAAGAGAAUUCAGUUCAUGAGUUUCUUGCUUUUCCUACAAAUGUUCCUGUUCAAAACGGCCAAGUGGAAAGCCUUGCCGGCGUCAUGGCAUCUGAUGAGCACGCUAAGAGAUCUGAUUGGCAGGAGUGGGCUGAUCAGCUAAUUAACGAUGAUGACACUCUCGGUUCAAGCUGGAGCGAUAUCCUAGUAGAUGUCAAUUUUCCAGAUCCUGAACCUAAGUUGCUGGGAGUUUCUGAGAUCCCUGCUAACCAGCUGCAACCUCCUCCUCCUACUUCAUCUGGGCAAAGCUGCCCAGUUGGUAGCCCAUCAUCUGCCACAUCUAAGCCUCGAAUGCGGUGGACACCAGAGCUUCACGAAGUCUUCGUGGAAGCUGUAAAUAAGCUUGGCGGAGGCGAAAAAGCUACGCCGAAGGCUGUCUUGAAGCUCAUGAAUGUGGAAGGCUUAACCAUCUAUCAUGUUAAAAGCCACUUGCAGAAAUAUAGGACUGCCAGAUACAAACCAGAACCCUCUGAAGGAACUUCAGAAAAGAAGCCAAAUAUCGUCACAGAGAUGCCAUCUCUGGACUUGAAAACGACUAUGGGGAUAACAGAAGCACUGAAAAUGCAGAUGGAAGUUCAGAAACAGCUUCAUGAACAACUUGAGAUCCAAAGAAAGCUACAACUGCGAAUUGAAGAACAAGGGAAAUACCUCCAAAUGAUGUUUGAGAAGACAAAAAACAUGGGAAAAGAACUAAAUGUAUCAUCAUCAAAAUCAGAUGAACCUCCUUCACCAUCCACCGGAAUAAAGCAUGCCCCUCCCGAUGACAAAUCAGAUGCACCAGAGCAGGAUCAUCUCAGCGUUCGACUUGGUUCAAAUGAUGCUUCAAGCUCUGCAGAUGAUCUUACCGAGAAUAAGAAAUGAAAAUCACCCGAAAGGAGAGCUUGUGAGAAUCAUGACUCAGAUGGUAGAGACUUAAGUUUCCCCUAGCAAAACGUGCAAAAUCGGAGGAAACAUCCCCUUGGUGACCUUGACAGACACUUUGUAACCUUGUAGCGAGAAUAGCUGUAAUGUGGAUUAUGGUGCCUAUGUUGUUGACAGACUUGUGAAAAAAAAAAAAAGAUUUCUAGUAUAAUAAAUAACCAGUAUUUCAACCUC